This is a messenger RNA of Copidosoma floridanum, 1248 nucleotides long. RefSeq lists its product as uncharacterized. Lineage: Eukaryota; Metazoa; Arthropoda; Insecta; Hymenoptera; Encyrtidae. The record is from RefSeq and is a predicted model, not a curated record. Gene Ontology annotation, cellular component: nucleus. Gene Ontology annotation, biological process: regulation of transcription by RNA polymerase II; gliogenesis. Gene Ontology annotation, molecular function: RNA polymerase II cis-regulatory region sequence-specific DNA binding; DNA-binding transcription activator activity, RNA polymerase II-specific.
AUGACCACGUUGUUUCCGUGUACAGGCUACUCGUGCUCGUGUUCGCCGUUCGAGUGCGUUUGUGGAAGUAUAACCCCAGUCUACCCAGGACGCCAGAGUUCCUACCAGAUGGUUUCUCAGCAACAGCACCACCAUGAGUCACUGACGGUACAGAGUAACCACCACCAAUAUCACCAGGUUAACACGAGUCCGAAUAACAAUAACAAUGGCUAUCACCAAAUGAUGACGGGCAACGAAGCCCCAACCUAUAGUUGGCCCCAAGAGGCGGCCGCCAUGGAACAGUCAAGUCUUGGCUAUCUUUGCGGUACAGCGGAUCUCGUGCCUCAAGAGGUCUCGGCCUAUCCUACGGUGGAUGGCUUCGCCGGUGAUCUCUUUCAGCCAGAGGAGAUAUUUCAGUUGGAUCAGCCGAUUCGACCGGACUUUGCACCUAACAACAACAACAACAACAACAACAACAAUCAUAAUCACAAUAACGGCGGUGGCGGUGGUGAGGUUUCAUCGAGGUCGCCGUCGAGUCUGUUGGACCUGAGCAGCGGUACCAUAAAGUACGAGGUGCCGGACAUGCACGAGCAGACCUACUGGACUCAGCUGUUAAGCGAGGACUCGAGCAGCAGCCACGUGAGCGCUGCCCCGAAUCACGACUGCGACAGGGGAGACUGCGUCGUCGGACCUCUGCACGCCCAACAGAGCUACGAUUCCGCGAAUUACUUGCAAGCUCAAGCGAGCUGGCCAACGUCGGCUCAGCAGCCGCGGCCACCGACACAGCAGCACGAGCCUCAUGGCUACGCGAGCCAAUUCGAUUCCAGUCAAUCUAGUCAAUCCCCGGUGCCCGAGGCAACUCCCCCAUUUAUCGGCUACGAGGGUUACCACCACCACCACUCCUCCCAGAUGAUACAGCCUCAAUCCCCCAGGCAGGCGUACCAGCAACAGUUGAAGAAUCCCGAGGUGUGCUUCUACCAGCCGGAAGAUAGGUGCCACCAGUACAGCUGCGGCGAUCUUCUGGACAACCGGCUCACUCAGUCGGCCAGCGGUAUGGGAUACGCGCAAGUCACGGACUUGGAUUUGCCACCCUUCAUCGAUUACACGCUCGUUGGAAUGCUCUGCAAUUCCGGGGAGGAGCAUCAGUCGUUUCAACAUCAACAACAAUCACAGCAACCGCAGCAACAACAACAAUCGUCUCAGCAGACAGCACACAAUAGUCCGUCUAUUAUUCAGCCACCUUGUCAAGGCUAUGCAUCCCAUCACUAA